AAGCUCAAGCUCAAGCUCAAAAGCAUCUCUCCCGACCUAUAACUCAACUCAGGCUGGCGGUGCGGUGGUAAAUUCAGUAUAGAAAGAAGCUUCUCAGAAGGAAAGAAGGGAAGACAUUUAUGUUUGCGAGUCUUGGGUGGAGUGGUACGAGAAAGCAGGGUGAUUACUAGGUGAUGUCUAUCGAGAACUGACGAGGUAGUAAGCACAGUGAUAUCACCACCGACAUGGAUGAGGACGAAGAUGAUGUGGUUUGCAUUGGCACGCCACUGGAGGAGCUCUCUGAAGAUGAUGUGCAGGUACGCAAGGCUCCGAGGGUGGAGGACCAGAUUGUUACCGACAAGCAGGGGCGAAGAAGAUUCCAUGGUGCCUUCACGGGAGGCUUCUCAGCCGGCUACUUCAACUCUGUGGGAACCAAGGAAGGGUGGACACCAUCUGCCUUCAUGUCAUCAAAGGGGCAGCGUAGUGAGGCCAAGCAGUCACGGCCUCAGGAUUUUAUGGAUGAUGAGGAUCUGGAGGCAUUUGGCAUUGCACCACAAGGGAUCCGAGCAUCAGCUGACUUUGACAGCCGCCAGCAGGGGAAGAGAAAGAGAGUGAGUGACCCAUCUGGACCCAUUCCUGGCACACCUGUCCUUGAGGAGCUGCUCAGACCCACCAGGGAGACGAUGGGCAUGAAGCUGCUGCGUCGCCUGGGGUGGCGGCCUGGGCAGGGUGUCGGACCAAGAGUGAGUCGGCAGCAGAAGGUGUCAGCCCAGAGGGAGAAGCGCCGCCUUUUAGGCAGUCUGGGUGCAGGACGGAGAGCUGGAUCAAGUGAGGGCAGCAGUGAGGACAGUGAGGAUGAGGCACUGCAGGAUGUCACCUAUGCCCCCACUGAUGUGCCUGAGCUGAGCUCGAUGCAGCCCAAGGUAGACCAGUUUGGGCUGGGCUACACCCCUUUGUCCCGCACCCCUGUCUUGGGCGGCCACAUCAAUUUGUUUGACCCAGCGCCUUUGUCCCUCACCGAGAAGAAGAAGAAGCUGCUCAUAAAGGGCCAGGCAUUUGGUGUGGGUGCAUUUGAAGACGAUGAUGAGGAUAUUUAUGCCACAGAAGACAUAAGCAACUAUGACUUUGGGGAGGAGAAGGAUGGCAAGGGCAGGGGGCAAGGCACACCCAGCCACAAUGCUGCAGUGUUGGGGCUGGUGAAAGCCAUUGAAGGGUUCAAGCUGAGCAGUCAGCCCCUGCAGCAGCACAAAGUCUACCCACCCCCUACCAUCCCACUGGACUUCACUCCCCACCACAAGCCACGCCGUCGCAGGUUUGAGCGCAAGGAGAGUGAGCUGCGAGGUCUUGGCCGCCACAGCAUGACAGCAGAACACCGUGCACACAUCAUUGCUGAUAAACCCAAGGCCACUGUUGAGAUCAGAUUGGGGGUGAAGGGACAACAGCAGCAGCCAGCAGCAGGCCCCAGAGACUCCACCAAGCCUAUUGAUACUUCAGAGGUGGACAAAAUAUAUGAGGAAUUCAAGAAAUCUGACAAGAAACUUGGUUCAGAUUUCAAGCCGUUUGCAAGUGUGCCGGAAAAACAGAAACGCUAUGAGCUGUUCCUAAGGAUGAAGGAGAAAGGACAGAAAGACCGCUUCUACCUGGCCCAGCCCAAGAGCAUGACAGAAUGGGAGAGGGAGCGGGAGCUGCAGGAGUUCAGCCGUGCUGCCAAACUCUUCCAACCUCUUGUGUCCUCCAUGGCAACACGCUUUGUGACAGCCACUACCACAGAAACAGACCCCACACUGAAGGAUGGCCUCAAUGUCAACAUUCCAAAGGCUGAGACCAAAACUGGGGAGAAGGGAUUGCUGGACCCAGUGGAGCCGGGGGACGAGAGGACAGCUGCUGCCCAAGCUGGGAUGUACGGCAAACUUACUCAGAGUUUGGAGGAGUGGCACCCUGACUCCCUGCUGUGUCGACGCUUCAAUGUGCCAAACCCUUAUCCAGACUCACACUUUGUUGGAGUGCGCAAGGCCAGGAAGGAGAAACUAUCUCUGUUUGGUGGAUUCCACUCUAGUGCUGAGGAGAUGGCUGGCCUCAGGACAUCCAGCAGAAGAGAGCAAGAGAACAAGCAGGAACAGGAGCAAGAGCAGGAGGUGGGAGAGGAAGGUAAACAACUUGAUGACAAACCAGAAGAUUAUGGACUGAAAGUUCCUGUGGAUGGGCCACCAACCAUGGACCUAUUCAAGGCAAUCUUCCAGGACUCUGACUCUGACUCAGACUCAGACUCAGACUCAAAAAAGGAAAGCACUUCUCCAAAAAGAACUGAAGAGGGCCACCAGUCAAACACAGGUGAUUCUUUCCAUCCCGUCACUUACUCAGAGUCCCAACCAAUGAGACUGGAGGGAGGAAGACCCAUGGAGAAAAAUGUUUUGAAUGAACAAACUUCAGCCACCACCACCACCACCACCACCAGACGUGCAGGGCGUGUGAGCCGCUUUGAGCCGCUAAGAGAGGACACACCCAGCCAAAACAAAGAGCCUGAGGAACCAGCCAAGCCUAUCAACCAGCCUGAUGAUAUUGCCAAACUCACAUUCAUUCCCAGGAAGAAAGAUCUACCCUCCUCAAAGCCUGUGUCUGUGGCUGAGGGAAUCUUUGCUAAUGUUGACUUUGUGGCUCUGAACAGUUACAGGAACCAGAGGCCAACAGAGGUGAGUGAAGACGAGGACAAGGAAGCCAAGCAGACUACACGAGCAUGGCCAGAGGCAGUCAUAAAGGCAGCUCAGGGUAAAACAACUAAUGAUAACUCUUCUUCAUGUUCCACUGACUCUGAGGACGUGUAUGGCCCACCUGCACCAAGCCACCUCAAGAACAGAGCUCAAGAAAUUAUGUCCACUCCACCAGUCACUCAUUUCACUCCAGCAGCAGAAGCAGCAAUUCAGAAGUCUCAGGGACCCAGCUGGAUGGUGAAGGAAGGAGAGAAGAGUAAGAGUAAUACAAAGAAACACAAACAUAAAUCUAAAUCUAAGACCAAGAAGGAGAAGAAGAAAAAGAAGGAUAAGAAGAGUAAAAGACACAAGGAGAAAAAGAAAAAGAGCCAUAGAAGUUCAAGCAGAAGAAGAAAGAGCAGUAGUAGUAGUAGCAGCAGCAGCAGCAGCAGCAGCAGAUCAGAGUCUUCAUCCUCUGAUUCUGAUUAAAUUAAGUUUGUUUGAGUCUUUUUGGAGUACCUGCUUUGUGAAAACACAUUGGCCUGGUGGUGGUGGUGGUUGUGAGAGGGUUAGCACAUGUCUCACCCCAGAUAAUCUGGACUUGGCAAAGACAGAAUAGAACUUUCCUUUCCUUUGAAUGACUAUACCACAUGCUAAGCCUGCCUAACCCAGUAUGGUGUUGUAUCAAACUAAUCCCUUACCUUUCUAGGAGACUUUACUCUAUAGUGGACUCAUUUAGGCAGAAGGUGAGGAUAUGACAAGCUUAAGGUGCUGCCAUUGCAUUCCUUGACACUGCAGGUCCCAUGCUAAGCCACACCAAAGCCACUGUAGAGUGGAGUUCUUAGAGAAGGGGAUACAUCAAUCAUAAAAGAAAUCAUGCUCAUGGGUCAAUCAAAAUGUACUGUUGGCCAUUGUUGAGACAUUCACCCAUCACAUCAUUGAAAUGCACAGUUUUCCAUACUCAUAUAAAGUUGAACAUGUCCAUUGUCCAGUUUUUAACAAUUUAAUUAAUGUUUCAUUUUCACUUCAUAUUUAUUUAUUCAUUGUAUAGAGAUAUAUAUAAGAUAAAGUUCAUAUUUUAAAGGUAGAUUAUUCUUCAGCAGAUUUAUAUUUGGAAUAUAAAGUGGGGAAGGAAACUGUGUAUUAUGAAUGUAAGGUGUUAUUCAUCUUGUGUCCACCUGACAGAGGGUGGAAACUUUGCUGACUUGUGACUGUGACUAGCAGCCUACCAUGUGUUGGAAUCUUGCCAUCAUGCCCUUCUGAAUGUAUGGCACGUGCAUUAGUUAGUGUGUAUGUAUUGGCAAUAUCCUGUGGGAGUUACUGACUCAACAGCCCAACCAUCCUGUGUGUGUGUAUUUACCUAUUUGUGAUACAGGGCUUGAGCUUGGCUCUUUAUGUGCUGUCUCUAAUUAUAAGCGAUUGAUGGAGGAUGGGGAGAUGGUCGCAAUAACUGAGGUCUUUGUGCGGCCUCCCAGAGCAUCUUGCAGGAGGCAUGUCAGCUUCAACCCUCUGUAUGGAAUAUGAGAGGCCCUCUCCACCAGGGCAGUAAUAACGUGGCCAAGAGUCAAGAGGGACAUGUUGAUGUUGCCAGCCUCCCUCGCUCUCUUCUCCAAAGCACCAGACCACCCUAUGUUCUCCAAGCCAGCCAGGUCCACUAGAUGAAGCUUGCUGGUCUUCAUCAACUCAUCACUAUCUACAGUGUUCUCCUUCAUGUGCACAAUGACAGUGAACACAGUGUGGGAGCGACUGGAGUGUGCAUUCAUUAGGGUUGCUACUGUUUGCCUCUGCAUUGACCCCUUCUCCAGGAUUCUAUAUACAUCAAAUGUUGACCUCACCAGCACCUCCUCCAGGCCUUGAAUGAUGGAGACCCUUUUUCGCUGGAGUCUUUGUACAAUCUAAGCUUGGAGAAAUCAUCAUGGGCGGACAGCAGGUCAAACAGCUCUUCAUUAUACUGCUCCAGGAAGGACACUCUCAUUGUAAACUUCACCUUCUGCAUGUGAAGCUCAUCAAACAGGUGGUUCACACAGCACGGGAUGAUGCCGGCUAGUGGAUCCUCCUCCCAUGUGUGUGUGUGUGUGUGUGUGUGUGUGUGUAUCUACUUGUGUGCAUGCAAGUUUGUUACAACAGACUAGUGUUCCUCACCACCCUCUGAGGGAAAAAUUGUCAAGGAUAUGAAAAAAACGGGCAAGACACAAAAAUGGCUAAGAGCAUAGAGUGGUUGGCUGAGUAUGUAGAGAUCCCAGGACCAUUGUUAGAAAGACAGAAAUAAAUAACAGGUUUUAAGAAA
Portunus trituberculatus (swimming crab) is the source of this 4953-nucleotide messenger RNA. RefSeq names its product G patch domain-containing protein 1-like. Bases 225 to 3155 code for a protein of 976 amino acids. Lineage: Eukaryota; Metazoa; Arthropoda; Malacostraca; Decapoda; Portunidae. The record is from RefSeq and is a predicted model, not a curated record. Gene Ontology annotation, cellular component: nucleus. Gene Ontology annotation, biological process: mRNA processing. The transcript is spliced from 15 exons. Gene Ontology annotation, molecular function: RNA binding.